Messenger RNA from Closterium sp. NIES-67, 5313 nucleotides. The record is from the annotation of a GenBank genome assembly. NCBI's taxonomy places the organism in Eukaryota, Viridiplantae, Streptophyta, Zygnematophyceae, Desmidiales, Closteriaceae.
CCACACGGCAGGCAGUUAGGCAAAACCUAGGGACUUCGUGGUGAGUCAGCGACAGCGGCACGGCGGAGUUCCCAAUGACGCGACAGCUCUACCUCGUAAUUCUCUCACCGAUAUUCCCAGCUGCGAACCAGAAUCCUGAGGAGCUUUAGUAGUCGCGAAACAGCAGGCAUGCUGUCAUGCUUUCGCGAACUCGCCUCACGAAGCUCGUUAGCCUCCAAUGUCCCUGGGACCCACAUACCACAAGGCACUUUGACAGCAAUGCGACCACGUAGCCCGCUCGACAGCCCUCUUAGCUUUUUUCGAUUAUCCCUCCAUUUUGUGAGGCUCGCCACGUGUCGUGAAACUAGCUCGCGCCAAUGCUGCAUGAUAGGCGCGCAGCUCGCACUAGGAGGUUUCGCGGGAGCCACAAUCUAGGCCCUUCUUUUCCAUCCGUUUCGUUAGUACGUUCCUUGACCGACUAUCAAGUACACUCAGCACUCACUUAGGCUGUAACAGCGGUAAACGUUACCCGUCACAGGUAAAACUCUUUUCGUGAACUUUCGCGAACGGAAGCCACCACAACAGGUUACACCAGCAGCAGCAGCAGCAGCAGCAGCACCACCACCUCUGCCUGUUUGCCCAAGUGUCGGUCAUAAAUCGCCAGUAUGCCGUGGUUCGGAGGGAAAAAAGCAGCCAAGGCUCCGCCGCCGCCGCCUAACGGCCUGCUGCAGAUCAGCGAUCGCGUCUUCGUGUUCGAUUCCUGCAUAGCCAACGACGUCCCCACCACAGCCACCUACCGCCUCUACUUCCGCCAGAUCUGCACGGAUCUCCGCAAUCAAAUCCCCGACGCCUCGAUCCUGAUCUGCAAUUUCCGCGACGGCAGCAGCGGCUCCAGCCGAACCCUCUUCGCCUGCUCCUACUUCCUGGACUUUGAUGCCACAGUGCUCGAAUACCCGAGACAUUUCGAGGGCUGCCCGAUCCUCUCGCUUGACCUGAUUGACCAUUUCCUCCAGUCCACCAAUAGCUGGCUCCAGCAGAAAUUUGACCUGCCCGGCCGCAAGUCGCAGCAGGAGAAGAAGUAUUUGCAGGAGGAGGCCAAUGGGGGGACACCAGCAAAGCAGCAGCAGCAGCAGCAGUUAGGGCUGUUUUCGCCGGGCGGCAACGGGCGGCGGAAGAACGUGGUCCUCCUGCACUGUGAGAGAGGCGGGUGGCCUCUCUUGGCUUUUAUGGUCGCUUCGUUUCUAGUUUUCCACAAGGAGUGGUCCGGAGAGGAGGAGCGGGCACUCUUAAUGAGCAUCUAUAAAGCCGCUCCCAAGGGCUUUUUACAGCUGCACUACCCCUUAAACCCCGUGCCGUCCCAGGCGAGAUAUCUACAGUACAUAGCGCGCAGCGUCAGCUCUUUACCGCACUGCUUCAUGGAGAAAGAAAGCAAGGAUAAGAAGGGGAAGGGGAAGAAGGAGACGAAGGAGGAGGAGAGUGACUGGGGCCGGCAGGCGGUGGUGCCUUCGUCUAGAGAGGGGUGCUUGGGCGGCAGGGGCAGCCGGAUGGUGAUGUUGGACUGUGUGAUUAUGCGCGGCGUGCCACAAUUGGAUUCCAGGGGCGGGUGCUGCCCCGUGGUGCGGGUGUUUGGGCGGGACCCGGGUUUGCCAGACUGCAGGGACUCGGGGCUGCUAUUCUUGAGUGCUCGCCAUGGGGUCAAUCGAGCCAAGUACUACCUGCAGAGGGACGCCGAGGUGGUGAAGAUCGACGUGAUGGCAGUGGUGCAGGGCGACGUGGUGAUAGAGUGCGUGCACGUGGACAUGGAGGGGGCGGGCAGCGAGCAGAUGGUGUUUCGAGUGGCGUUCAACGCCGACCAUGUGCGGUCCAACAUGCUCGUGCUCUCAAGAGACGACCUCGACAUCCUCUGGCACAAUCGGGAGCGAUUCACCCAAGACUUCCGAGUCGAGAUCCUGCUAACAGACCGGGAGUCCAAGGUACCACCUCCCCCAGCUGCCACCUCCCUGGCCACGGACGAUUUCGGCGGGCUGCCCUUGGACUCGUUCAUGAAGCUCAAGGAGGCGUUCGAGGACUCUGAUUGGUCGCAAGACGACAGCACGCGCGCCCUAGAAGAGAUCCGCCACACCCUCUACGCUGCUGCCAGCGCCAAGCGGCGAAACAGGCGCAGCGGAGGGGGGAACGGGGCCGGGGGGCGGGGGGGGCUGAGGGUGCGAACCAGGGUGCCGGCUGGGGGGAAGUGGGGGCCGGGAGGGGCGGGGUUUCCUGGGGAUAUGCUUGAUGAUAGCGAUUAUGCAUCGGAUUUGGAUUCCGGAGAUACUUCUCCGACUUUCUCGAGUAUGUUGCAGUCUAGGGACGGGAGCCCGUCACCCUCGCGGCCGUUUGGGAGUGGUUUAGGGUUUGGGAUGUUUGGGUUUACAGGGGGGAAGGUGCGAAGAAAAUUGGGGUCUGAGAGUAUGCUCCCACCGGGGUUGCUGUUUGCUGAGCAGACUUCGACUUGCGGGACGUAUGGGGAGGAGGAAGGGUUGACUAGGAGGGAGAGGGCGAAUGCCGGGGAUUUGAAGAUGCUGUGGUUGGAUCUGGCUAAUGGGCCGUCGUUGUAUGCGAUGGAGUGGGACCCGGAGCUGAAUCCUGUUCUGGGGAAGCUUUUAAGGAGGAUGUCGAAGCGGGUGCCAGGGUUUAAGCUGCCCGAGAUGGGUUUGUUGGGGCAGAAGGAAAAAGGUGAGGCGGAUGUGGGGAAGGAAGUGGAGAAGGAAGAGGGGAAGGAAGAGAAGGAGGAGGAGGAGGAGGAGAAGAAGGAGGAGAAGAAGGAAGAGAAGAAGGAGGAGGAGAAGAAGAAGGAGGAGAAGGAGGAAGAGGAGGAUGAGGAGGAAAAGGCGGCUGCUGCUGCAGCUGCUGCUGCUGAGGCUGCAGCAGAGAGGAAGAAACAGGAGAAGCUCAGGAAAGCAGAAGAGAGACGCAAGGAAGCAGAGAGGCGGAAACAGGAGGAGGAGGAAGAGGAGAGGAGGGAGGAGGAGAGGUGGAGGGAGGAGCAGAGGAGGAGGCAGGAGGAGAGGGCUGCUAGAAAAGCGGCGCUAGCUGCCAAGAUGGCGGAACCAGAGCCACCCAGCUUCAAGGGCCCCCCUGGCGCGCCCCCUCCCCCCCCGCCCCCCGGGUUCAAGGGGAAGGGCCCCCCUCCGCCCCCUCCUCCCAAGGGGAAGUUUGGGGCUCCCCCUCCCCCUGGGGGGGCGUAUGCAGGGGCGUAUGGUGCGCCCGCUGCACCGCCGCCGAAGAAGAAGACCCCGCUGAAGGCGUUCUUCUGGGGGAAGGUGACGCGGGUGGUGGAGGGCAACAUGUGGGCUGAGGUGCAGAAGGAGGAGCAGGUGGCCGCCACUCCCAAGUUGGAUCUGGAGGAGCUGUACCCGGAGCUGGAGGAUCUUUUUUCUGCCGCCCCUCCGCCCAAGAAGAAGGACACUGGCCCCAAGAAGGAAGCCAAGCCGCAAGCACUCUCUCUCAUUGAUAUGAAGCGCGCCAACAACUGCAUGAUCAUGCUUUCCAACAUGAAGCAGUUCAAAUACUCCGAGAUUGUGGACGCCAUCCUGGCCCUGGACAGCAACGUGCUGGACGCGGAGAAGGUGGACGCGCUGCUCAAGUUCUGCCCCAAUAAGGAAGAAGGCGAGAUGCUCAAGGGCUGUGGCAUGCCCCCUGAGAAGCUGGGCAAGUGCGAGCAGUUCUUCCUCGAGAUGCUGCGAGCGCCGCGUAUCGAAGCCAAGCUCAAGAUCUUUGAGUUCAAGCUGUCGUAUGACCAGCAGGUCAAGGAUGUGCGGGGCAAUAUGGACCUCGUGUACAAUGCUUGCAAGGAGGUGCGCGAGUCCAAGCGACUGCGCAGGAUAAUGCAGACCAUUCUGUCCCUGGGAAACGCGCUCAACCAGGGCACGGCGAGGGGGUCCGCCGUGGGCUUUAAGCUCGACUCCCUGCUCAAGCUGACCGACACCAAGACGCGCAACAACAAGAUGACGCUCAUGCACUAUCUGGCCAAGGUGCUCACUGAUAAGCUUCCGGAGCUCGCAUUGUUCUGGGAGGAGUUGCCGUCCCUGGAGCCCGCCCACAAGAUCCAAGUGAAGCAGCUGGGGGAGGAGAUGCAGCAGCUCACCAGCGGCACCACCAAGCUAGAGCGCGAAAUGGUGGCCUCUGAGAGGGACGGGCCGGUGUCUGAGAACUUCAGAAAGGCGCUCAAGGAGUUUGCGGACGAAGCCACUGCAGGAGCCAAGGAACUGUCAGCGUUCUAUGCUGACGUGUCUAAGGCCACUGACGGCCUUUCAAGAUACUUUGGAGAAGACCCCGCCAAGUGCCCUUUUGAACAAGUGGCGACGGUUUUGCACAACUUUGUGGAAUCGUUCAAGAGGUCCCAAGACGAGAACAUAAAGAACGCAGAGGCAGAGAUCAAGCGCAUCGAGAAGGAGAAGAAGAAGGAGGCCGAGGAGAAGAAAAAGGCGGAGCUGGCCGCCAAGAAAGCCGCUGAGAAAGAGGCGAAAGAAGCCAAGGAGAAAGCUGCGCGGGAAGCGAAAGAGGCGAAGGAGAAGGAGGAGGGUGGUAAGGGAGGAGGGGAGGAGAAAGGGGAGGGCGGAGGAGAUGGGGGAGGGGAUGGGAAGAAGGAUGGAGAUAAGGAAGGGGAGAAGGAAGGGGAGGAGAAGAAGGAGGAGAAGAAGGAGGAGGGGAAGAAGGGGCCGAUUGAUAUGCUUGCUGCGAUCAAGAAGCGGCACGUGGCGAAUGAUGAUGAUGGGGAUGAGAAGAAGGAAGAGAAGAAGAAUGGGGAUGAGAAGAAGGGUGGGGAUGAGAAGAAGGGUGGGGAUGAGAAGGUGGGAGGGAAGGAGGAGGGGGGGAAGGAAUCGGAGCAGAGUGAGGAGGAGUCGAGCAGUGAUGACGAUGAUGAUAGUGAGAGUGAGGAGGAGGAGGCGACAGGAGACAAGCCGGCAGAGGGAGCAGCAGCAGCCGGAGCAGGAGGGGCAGCAGCAGCAGGUGAUGCAGCAAAAGAGGGGGGAGCUGCAGCAGCAGCGGCAGGGGAGGAAGGGGCGAAGGAGGGGGGCAAGAAGAAGGUGGUCAAGAAAGUGGUGAAGAAGGUGGUUAAGAAGAAGAAGGCACCGGAAGGGGAGGGGGCGGCCGAAGGGGAGGGGGGUGAAGGGAAGAAGAAGAAGGUUGUCAAGAAAAAGGUGGUCAAGAAGAAGGAUGGGGCGGCUGCUGCUGGGGAAGGGGGAGAGGGGGAGGCAGGGGCCGAAGGGAAAAAGGUGGUGAAAAAAAAGGUUGUUAAGAAGAAGGUAGCCGCUGAUGCGUCCUCUUGAGGUUUGAGGUGACUAGAUUGCC